Molecule: messenger RNA, 3115 nt
Organism: Ruditapes philippinarum (Manila clam)
Lineage: Eukaryota; Metazoa; Mollusca; Bivalvia; Venerida; Veneridae
Exons: 2
Coding region: 132-2201 (689 amino acids)
Source: RefSeq, a predicted model, not a curated record
UUUUAAACAAUGUCACUCUACCAUUAAGUGGUUGAAAGAAACGUAAUCUUAUACUGUCAUUUCAUUUUAAUUUUAAUGCAAGGUUAAGAAGAAACAUAGUUUUUCAGAAGCCCUGAUUGUAGACCCCAACAAUGUGGAACAACGUAGAGCAAACAGAACGGGAUUCUUUGCACCUGUAUGAACUUUGUUGUGAGGUGGGAAUGGCACAAGAAGAUAUUAAACAAAGGAACUGGUUCAGUGAUUAUUCAAACUCACUUUUUAGUAUUGAGGGUAUUGCUAACUACGGGUCUGACGUUGACUACAUGUUUCAUGCAAUAAAUGUCGGAAGUUCAGCAGAGGGCAUCGCUCUAGAGCGCCUCGGGUCAGAUAUCAAUGUAAUGAUGACUGUGUCAGGUACUAGGAUUGCCCCGCAGAGGCAGUCUGAAGGUCAAGCUGAGUCACACCUUUUCAAGGUCAUUCAAACAUACCACCCAUCAUAUGUCAGAUUACAAUGUGUUUUCAUGGGUACAAGUCCAAGUAGAUCAAUAAUGUCGACGCCAAAUUGUUGUUUGGCAGACGAACAAGGAAGAAUGAUUUUGGCGGGAAAACUUCUGACUGAUGCAUACAGCAAUAAUACUACAGGUACAAUAAGUGCGCCUGCAAUAUCUGGUGUUAUGAGAAAUACAAUUUCUCCAAUUUUAUGCAUCCAUUCACCAGUAUGGCCCCUCGCUGCAAGGGAAUGGGCGUUUAGAGUGAGAAGGUAUAUUUGGCCAACCGUGGAAUUGAAGAAAUUCAUUCUACAGCAUGGAUGUCACGUUGUUCCUAUUGGAAACUCACAGAGUCCAAACAAGCAUAUUGAAUGGCGAUGGUCAUUUUCAUUAGCCGAGAAGCUUCUGGUUCGCACAUUCAACAUUACACAAAUGCAGUGCUAUUUUCUUGUGAAACUACUGGUAACGUAUGUUAUCAACCCAAUGGUAAUUGAAGGGAUCACUUCAUAUCAGGUUAAAACGAUCAUGCUCCAUAUGGUCGAAAGUACACAUCCUGCUGAAUGGACAAGGGAGAAACUUGCAGCAUGUUUUGUUGGCUGUUUGCAGAAACUACUGCAAUGUCUUGAGGAUGGAAGUUUGCCACAUUAUUUCAUCCCGAGUCAUAAUCUAUUUUUGCCACGUCUACAGGGGGAUACCAGAAUCAGGCUAGCUGCUGUAGUUACAGGAGUUCUAGAAAAGGGAUGGCAAUGCAUUUUACAGUGUCUCCCGCCAAAUCUCAAUAUGCUUUUAGCGAGGCAUAAAAUACAGAUAAGAUGUGAUUGCUGUGACACACAUUGGGGCACGGAAGGCUGUGAAAGAAGCGUUUCCAUGGUGGAAAGAUGUUACACUAUGUUCAACAUGACAAUACGAGUUGUUCUGCGUCUCACGGAAAGACCCGAUAUUCAGGGAACGAUAGACGCCAUGCUUAUGUUUCUCGAAUACCCGACAAUGCGCGAUCCGGUUCACUUUCCUGAUGUUCCGGCAACUGGGAUCGUCAAACAGGUGAUUAAAAGUCAUUUGGGCAUACUCUAUAUGGGUCUGUCAAAUACAUACCCUUACAACCGGAAAGGAGGGUCACAAAACCUUUUACCGACUGCAGUGAAAUACCUUGAUGAUGCAGCUGGUGUAGAUGCUGCUGCUACAAAACUAAAACUUGCUACAUUUCACUACAUGACAGAAAAUUACGACGAAAGUAUCAAAAUUAUUAUGCAACUUCUUCGGCAAUUUAACGAGUACAUCGUUAACACAACUGGUGAUAAAACCAGGAGGAUGAAAUCAUGCAAACGACCGCUGUCUCUUCGGAAGCAUCGCUCGGUUACGUCUCUACUAGGAAAUGCCCCAUCUUUGCUGGAAUGGGCUGCAUUAGAGAUAGCGUUCUCCCCAUGGGAAGUGGCGUAUGCCCCUGAAGCGAUACAGAUGCUGAAAGAUCGGGAACCGAUUACAGACGAUGAUACAGAUCAUAAAGGGUUUGUCUUUGUGGACGCUAAUGUGUAUGCCUAUUUUCUUCUAGCAUUGUCCUAUAACAAUAUCCAUAGACCCGUACACAGACAGCAAGCCGUCGAAAAUCUGCAGCUUCUUGUCAAGAAUGGGGAAAAUGCUGACAUUCAUUACCCGGAAGUUGCUAGAUUUCUUCUUCCGUAUGUGAAAGAAAGAAAGCACAAAAAUUGUCUUUUGUGUCAUGUCAGAGUGUUUUAGAAAAAGAUUGACAGUAGAUAUUUCCGUGUCUGUUGCUAUAGAAGUAUAUUGUAAUAGUUGCUAAAGAAGUAUAUUGUCAUACAUUUCAAAUUUCAAGGAGAUAUAAACAUUAAACAUAUUUAUUAUAGUUGUGAUAAAGUGUGUUUAACAAUAUUUACAGUGUUAUACGGAACAGGUGGUAACUAUUAACGGAAUUUAUGUCAUGAGGACAUGAACUGAACAAAAGAUGUUUAUACGUCUGACGAAAAGUUAUUACUCUAUAACAUGACAUAUUUUCACUCCUUAGGUAAAACAAAAAUAUUAUAUUCAUGUGACAAGCGAUAGCAAAAGUAAAGUCAGAAAUGAAAUCUGACACGAGCAAUGAACUAUUUUAAGUUGCUUUAAGCUUCCGUAUAUAACGCUUUGUUUAGUAUUACUUUCUAUAUUAGAAAUAUGUGUUUAAAUACACAUCUGUCAUUAUUAAAAUCAAUAUUUAUUUAAGACUUUGACAAGUGACAUUUGUUACUAUUAUUUACCCAUACUUAUGAACACUCUUUUCUACUUUCAAUCACGUUUAAAAGUGCUUAGCAAUAAAACAAUCAUUAAAUGUAAACUAUCAAAAAUACAAUUAUAGUCUAGCACAAGACAUUUUUGAACAAUAUAAUCUUUUAUAUAAAUCCCACAAAACGCAGAGGUGCGCAAAUCAACAUAAAAUCGACCAAAUACUUCCCCAGCAUACUUGAUAUGAAAACGUACUAUUCUAAGGGAUUGUUGUCCCAGUAGUUAUGGUGGCAGCAUUAAAAACCAGGGAUCUGGACCAAGACCAUGUUUCAGCAUGUGACGCCAGUAGCCGUAAGAUCCAGAAAGGGAUCUUGAGAGUGGUUUAAAUAGAACACAAAGUUUCUUCACAACCUAAUGUAAAUAAAUAAUGUUAA